CCUGGGAUGGCCACUAGCUGCGGAUCCUGACCCAGGAGCUCUCACCAUGGCCGGCCCCAGCCUCGCCUGCUGCCUGCUCGGCCUCCUGGCGCUGACCUCUGCCUGCUACAUCCAGAACUGUCCCCUGGGCGGCAAGAGGGCCGCGCUGGACCUCGAUGUGCGCAAGUGCCUCCCCUGCGGCCCCGGGGGCCAAGGGCGCUGCUUCGGGCCCAGCAUCUGCUGCGCCGACGCGCUGGGCUGCUUCGUGGGCACGGCCGAGGCGCUGCGCUGCCAGGAGGAGAACUACCUUCCGUCGCCCUGCCAGUCCGGCCAGAAGCCCUGCGGCAGCGGGGGGCGCUGCGCCGCCAACGGCGUCUGCUGCAACGAUGACGGCUGCCGCAUCGACCCUGCCUGCGACUCUGAGGCCGCCUUCGCCGAGCGCUGAGCCCGGACGGCCCGGCCGCCCCGGAGCACAGACUGCGGCCUGCCCCGGCCGCCGCACUCCGACCCCAGCAUCGCGAACCUGAAAUAAAGCAGAUUCCCUUCCA
This is a messenger RNA of Cavia porcellus (domestic guinea pig), 527 nucleotides long. RefSeq names its product oxytocin/neurophysin I prepropeptide (gene Oxt). Gene Ontology annotation, cellular component: secretory granule; extracellular region. The record is from RefSeq and is a predicted model, not a curated record. Bases 47 to 424 code for a protein of 125 amino acids. NCBI's taxonomy places the organism in Eukaryota, Metazoa, Chordata, Mammalia, Rodentia, Caviidae. The transcript has 3 exons. Gene Ontology annotation, molecular function: oxytocin receptor binding; V1A vasopressin receptor binding; neurohypophyseal hormone activity.